Folsomia candida is the source of this 807-nucleotide messenger RNA. Its product is annotated as protein C1orf43 homolog. Bases 1 to 807 code for a protein of 268 amino acids. NCBI's taxonomy places the organism in Eukaryota, Metazoa, Arthropoda, Collembola, Entomobryomorpha, Isotomidae. The transcript has 5 exons. The record is from RefSeq and is a predicted model, not a curated record.
AUGGACGAGGAUAACUGGUUGAAAAAAAUGGCACAGCAGCUUUCAACAGUGACCGUGGUUAUCAUAAUUACCGGCGGAGUUCUUACAUUUUUACUUUUGUUCAUUUUCGCUAAACGACAAAUUAUGAGAUUCACUCUGAGAUCACAUCGCGGACCUCAUACGCCUCUCGGAUACGACGCAAAUAAAACCUUGAGACGAGAAAUAUUGAGACGCAUUGAUGCAAUCCCAAAGGUGACGUAUGAACCGCAAAUGCUCCGUGAAGAUGUAGAGCUGAAAUAUUCACAAGACGAGAACGCCAAGAAACCUUGUCACUACUAUCGAAUGAAGGCGAUUGACGAGGCAAAGAGUUUAGAAUUGAGUAUGCAGAAGAAAAAGCUGGGUAAAAGACAUACGUUCGAAAGUUUAAGGUCCUACUUCAUUGUUAUUCUGACGCCACAAGUCGACCCUCGAGUUGUUCACCAGUUGUGCGAUCUCUACGAAGCUGCACGAUUCAACCCUAAACUAUUUGGAGAAGAAGAGUACCAAGCAUUCAAUAGUCUUUUGAAGCAGUUGCGAAAUGCAAUUCAGACCCUCCAGCCCAAAAGCAGCGUAAGAAGUCCUGCCAAAAGCUCCACGACGACAAAAGGUCAUUUCAAGGAAAUGAGCAACGUAGAGGAAAAUAAGCUCUCGGCCCCCUAUAUUCGACGCUUAUCAAGAAAAGAAAAGGAAAAAUGGGGUAAUGAUGAAGAAGCAACUGCACUUUGUCAUUCAAACAUGCACGAAGUUUCCAUUGUAGCAUCAAAUAAAGAUGUAUCCACUGCGGUAUAG